Aphis gossypii (cotton aphid) is the source of this 1374-nucleotide messenger RNA. RefSeq lists its product as uncharacterized. Lineage: Eukaryota; Metazoa; Arthropoda; Insecta; Hemiptera; Aphididae. The record is from RefSeq and is a predicted model, not a curated record. Gene Ontology annotation, biological process: phospholipid metabolic process; arachidonate secretion. The coding region runs from base 460 to 1374 and encodes 304 amino acids. The transcript has a single exon. Gene Ontology annotation, molecular function: A2-type glycerophospholipase activity; structural molecule activity.
CUAGAGAAUGCGAAGAAUGAUCGUAUUAUAUUAUGAUUCUGAGUAAUGACAUCAUCAAAUACAAUAACCGAGUUAGGCAGAGCUUUUUCAGGCGAUAUCACCGUAUCGUUGUCGUGGAAUUUAAAUAACUUAACGUCGGGAACAGCGCUUAAAAUCUUCUCGAGCAUAACGUAUUUAGGCUGUUCAAGUGUUUUCGAAUAAAUAUAUACAUUUUCAAAUUUAAUACCGUUCUCGUGAACCAAUAGUGUGAAAACAAGAUUUGUUUUUCCACACCCGGACGGACCGACGAUUAACGCGCGUAUCGUGUUCGGAAACAGCGGCCCGUGUCUCGGUGGACGGGUGGCGGCGUUACCAUUGCACAACGACAACGGGUCGAUAUUAUCGACUUUGAGUUUUAUUUCCUGCUUCGCAAAUCGCAUUGUAUAAAUACACGUGACGAUCGAGUAUCACGCUCAUAUAAUGUUGUCACGUGCAAAGGUCAAGACCAAUAGCGGUGCAGGGCUAUUAAACACCGUAAUAAAUAGUGUACCGUUCGAAUUACAUCUACCCGGUUAUCAGUACUGUGGGCCGGGAACCGAUUUAAAAAAAAGACUUGCUCUCGGACAGUCCGGAAUAAACGGUUUAGAUGCAGCGUGCAGAGACCACGAUAUAGCUUACGAUAAAAAUAAUUCUUUAUCGGAACGAAACGCGGCCGACGGUGUAUUGGAAGAGCGUGCUUGGAGCAGAGUGCUUGCGAAAGACGCUAAUUUUAAAGAAAAAGCCGCCGCGUGGCUUGUAACGACGGCUAUGAAGGCUAAACGCAAAAUCGGCGCUGGUUGUGGUUUCGUCAAUAUUGUCAAAGCGUGUAAAAAAGCGCUAAAAAAAUCGGUGAAAGCGGGAUCGAGAACAGAGAAUAUGGGUAAAUUAAUUAAAUCAGCUGUAUGCGUGGCGCGAAAGCAUGUGAAAAAAACGCGCGGGCGAUCAAAUAAUAAUAAUAAAAAUAAACCGCCCCGUGUGAUCAGAGUUCCUAAAACAGGAGGUUCUCUCUCGCUAAUUCCGAUAUUGGCUGGUCUUUCAGCUUUGGGUACGCUGAGUGGGGGAGUAGCCAACAUCGUGAGAACAAUACACGGUAUUAGAUCUGGCGGCCAAUCGCCUAUACAUUUAGGUAAAGGAAUGUAUUUAGCACCGCAUAAAGGUGCUGGCUCGUAUGCCAUUGUAAAGAAAUCUAAUGGUCGUGGUUCACGUAAACGCGCUACAGGUGGUAAAUCGAAAAUGGCGUCUAGGAAAAAGACGGGCACGUCUACGAAAAAGAGAAAAAUAUCGAUGAAUAAUAAAAAAAAAUCUAGGAAGAUGAAGGCGGCGAGAAAAUCAUCAUCAUCAAAGACAAAAAACUAA